GUACAAAUUUGCAUUAAAUAAUGUUGUAGAAACUAGGUAAUGCUUUAUUUUUCCUUUCUCUACAAAACAUCACUCCAGAUGCUUACUACUUCUUUCAGCAUUGGUUAGCGACUGUGAAUGCAUCGGCUUCUCUACCGAAGAGGACCGUUGUGAUACGAUAGCGACUACUUCACGAAUUGCAAAUGAAGUGGAAUUUAAUGUUAGCAGAGGACAAACGGAGAGUGAAAUUAGCUCGGAUGACCAAGCUAAGCUUGACGAGAAUAUCCAGUCAGCAGUGGGAGUGGACGAGUCUAUGCAGAGUCAAAACGAAGUGUAUCUGAGCGCGAUUGUCGUAAAGACGGAAAAGUGCGAAUGGACUAGAUGGUCUCAAUGGUCCGCUUGUACUGUAAGCUGCGGAAUGGGAGAGAAACUGCGAAAGAGGCGUUGCUCCUGCGGGAUUGAUGAUUUGUACGUACUACUCGCAUGUGCCAAUGACCAAAUUUGCUUGCCCGUAUAUUCUUUCUUGCCACUUAGCAUGUAUCUCACUUGA
This is a messenger RNA of Strongylus vulgaris, 529 nucleotides long. Lineage: Eukaryota; Metazoa; Nematoda; Chromadorea; Rhabditida; Strongylidae. The record is from the annotation of a GenBank genome assembly.